AUGGCUGAAUCUGCCGAGCAGCUGCGCAAAAUGCGAAUUCUUCAAAUGGCGGACCUAGGAACCGCUCGGCGUGAAAUGAUUUCCACUGCAGAUCUGAAGAAGGAGACUCGCACGCAAAUUGUCAAUAUCGAAUCCAAGCGAUAUCUCGAUCAAAGAGAUGAAGCUCAAUUGAGCAAAUGGGCAAAUCUGCAUGCUGAGAUUGGGGAUACCAGCGGGAUGGAGGAACUCGAUGACAUAGAUUGUGGCCAGUCUCACCGAGCUAACUUGCAUGCCACGUUGCAUCCCAAUGGAAGUCAGCCGCGCACUUAUGCCAAUCAUCCCUAUCCUCUUCCAUCUGCAGGUCGUGGCGGUGGUGUCAUGGGAAAGAGAGGACGAGGUGACUUUAUUACCACUCCCCCCAAUGGACCUGCUGCUCUUCCUCCUGUCCCUACGAGAAGCUCUAUCCAUACAACUGUCCGCCGUCCAGGACGCCCGGGACCGCGCGGUCGCUCAGCCACGAUGUCGGCCAGCAUUCAUUUAGAUCCUGCGUUGAACUGCAAUAACGACGGCAGCGAUGCUCGUGACCGAGGAAGGGGACGUGGACGAAGCAAAGGCAAGGGGAGGGGAAACGUCUCAGAGCAGGUUCACAGUAUGGUUUUUGAUGGCAGGUACAGAAAGAGAAUGCAGCUGACCACUUUUUUAGUCGCUUCCGCCCCUAUCAGAGUCCAGCGACCGGCUCCAGCCGUCGACUUCGGUACUAGAAUCUCUGAGCCUGGAGACUUCAUGUCCUUGGUUCAGUCCCGCCGAGCAACCGAAAUUACAGAUAUCUCUGCACCAAUGCAGACGACUACAACUGCGCAGGAACCAGUGUCGCCCAAAGAGCCAAAGGUCAAGCUGCCUCCAGGUGGUACACCGAAGAAAAGAGCGGCCACCGUUUCCCCACCUUUGAGCCCUGCACUCUCACGAGCAGCACCAUCAAAGCCGCCAUCUCAUGUCGUUCCUAUCAAGAAGGCCACGUCAUUACGGCCCGCAAAACCCCAGGCCACUGUAACCGAGAUUUCUAAGCCACAUAUUGGACCCUACCUAGUGGAAACACCUUCGCCAUCACCUCGUGUUGUUCCUAUUGACAAGACUGCGUCUUUCAAAUCUAGAAAAACCCAGACUCAUACAUCCAAAUCUUCCCAGUCACAUCGGCAAUCUCCUCUGGUUGUCGCAGUCGCUGCAGAUGAGAUUCGAUGGAAGGUCUUGCCUGGCGAACAACCACGAAAGAAGGGCGUGGCUCCUUCAAGCAAGGAGAUAGUCUCGUCUGAACGCCCCACUCCGCUCGCAGAGCUCACGAAGACACCGGCAGUGAAGGCAACUCAAACCAAAGACAGCAAACAGAAUGUUGUUACUAAUAGCCAGAGACUAAAAACGAAACAGAAAAUUCAGUCCCAAGACCUCCUCGGCGAUGAUGACUACCCUAUGGAUGCAGCAACAAAAGCUCACCGUCCUUUGAAAACAGUUGCCAUACAGAGCCCAGGUACUGCAGAACUGGCAGGCCUCCAGUUUGUGGCGAAAGCCGACGACUCAGUGCCAAUCAAGAGCAUUGAUGAAGUCAUUUCCCCCAAAACACCAAACAAUGAUGUCCCAGCAGUCCACUCUCGCCGCAAUGAUCAGAAUCAAGACGACAGUUUUGUUGUCUCUAAUCGGCAGAUUAUUGCAGAACUUCGCGACAUGCGCGAAUAUAUCCGUUCACCCCAUGAUUUGGCGACUACUCGGGAUAUCGAACGCAUACUUGAAGCUAAAUUGCUCGAGUUGAUGCCUACCACAUCUGCAUCACCUGCAGCCCCAGACGUUGGCAGUCAGCUGGAUAAUCUGGUUGCACUUAUAGAAUCUCUUUCGGCCCUGCACCAGCGGACUAAGGCUGCUGAAGCUUCUUCAGCUGCCAGGCGCGACCUUACGCCCUUUGAGGGGCACCGAUCGCCGCCUCCUCCUUCCUCCAGUUCGAGCUCACCUCCUUCUGCUAAUAAACGCGCGCACAAGGUACGUGUGCCCGACCUCUCACCGACCAGAAGUGAAAAUUCAGAUAUAAUCUCCCAGUUCGAAUCCCUCCAGGUUUCGGACAAACUGGUCGCGCCGCUUCAGCCCCAGCGUGCCAGCCCUAACCCAGCUAUUCGUCCCCUGGAGCCUCCCAAGAGGGCCACAACAUCCGAAGCGUCCGUUCAGCUCAAUUCUGUUCUGGGGGCGCGCUCAAAGGAAACGGUAAAAAGGGCGAUGACUCUUAGUGAUUCUAUCUUUGCAGGACCUGUUGGCCCUAACAUCUUGACCUCAAAGGCUACGGAACCCAAUGAGAUGCGGUCUCAGAUCAUGACGCGGGCUUUGGAUGUCAAUCAUCCGAACAUUCCCAGCCAGCAGGGUGAGAUAGUCCAACCAACCGUUCGCACGAUUGGCCCUGCGCCAUACAAACCCCGCGUGAUUGGCCCUGCUCCCUCGGUGUAUGAGCAAACAACGUUGCGUGACAUGCCAGGGUCUCAGAUUCGUACUGUCUCCGUACAGCAAGCAACCACGGAUACUCUCACUGAGAACCGCUCGUCUGUGAAUGUGGCAAGCCAAGCCCACUCCAGUGACCCAGCUUCCGAGCAAGCUGUCGGUCGACUGCUUUCGAUGCCAAAUCCUGUGACCAUUCCGCAGCCCAAAGUGAAGACCGCUAAUUCCAUACCUGUCAUGCAUUCGCGCCGCCAGUAA
Penicillium coprophilum is the source of this 2706-nucleotide messenger RNA. RefSeq lists its product as uncharacterized. Lineage: Eukaryota; Fungi; Ascomycota; Eurotiomycetes; Eurotiales; Aspergillaceae. The record is from RefSeq and is a predicted model, not a curated record. The coding region runs from base 1 to 2706 and encodes 901 amino acids. The transcript has 6 exons.